CGCCCAAGAACAUGGCCUUUCUGAAGGACCUCCUCCACCAGUCCCCAGAAGAGGAAAAGAAGAAGCCCAAGACGAAACACCUGGUGCAGAGCCCCAACUACUACUUCAUGGAUGUGAAGUGCCCAGCAUGUUACAAAAUCACCAUCCUCUUCAGCCACGCACCAACACUAGUUUUGUGUGUUGGCUGCUCCACUGUCCCUUGCCAGCCUCUGGGAGGAAAAGCAAGGCUUAAAGAAGGAUACUCCUUCAGCUGGAAGCAAUACAAAAAGCACCCUGAAUCAAGAUUAACCCAUCACCCUCCUCCAACCAUGUGUCUGCUGCCUCGGUGGCAGCAGCAACUACAGAUUUUAGAAAAAGCCAACCAGACAUCUUCUUGA
Molecule: messenger RNA, 377 nt
Organism: Mustela erminea (ermine)
Lineage: Eukaryota; Metazoa; Chordata; Mammalia; Carnivora; Mustelidae
Product: 40S ribosomal protein S27-like
Exons: 2
Coding region: 12-377 (121 amino acids)
Biological process (GO): ribosomal small subunit assembly; translation
Cellular component (GO): cytosolic small ribosomal subunit; ribosome
Molecular function (GO): RNA binding; structural constituent of ribosome
Source: RefSeq, a predicted model, not a curated record